CAUAAAUCCAAGGAAUGCGUUGAACUUACACUUGAGUUUCACACUUGAGUUCAUUUUAAUUGUUGCUGCAACACAAAACACUAGUUAAAUUUACCUAAAACAAACACCACAGACUUAUUCGCGAUUUUAGAGCGAAGACAAUGCAUUUGGUAAGGCACCGCAACACCACUAUUGAAAGGGAAGUAGAAUCUGACAGAGAGUCCGACUUUCACAGCAACCCGGAAGAAGAUACAACCUGGCCCUUGGCGGUGAAAGUGUCCAGGACAACGGUGCACCUGUUGGACUACAAGAUGUUCAUUGCCGCUCGCCGUAUCCAGUCCUAUUGGCGUGGCCACCGCGUCCGAAAACAGCUCCAUCAGCGCUGGCAGGCUGCGAUUACCAUUCAACGAUGGUGGCGCGGCUUUCGGACUCGGCACAACCUGUGGGAACUUCUGGAAAGGCGUCUGCAGGACACACUCCUCGAGCACUUUCGCCGCGCGGCCAUCGUCAUCCAGGCUUUGUUUCGCGGCUGGCGGGACAGGCGGUACAUUCACAACGUUCGAAACCUGCGCCGCAUGCAGUCCUCCGCCGCCGAGGACCUGCUCAACUGCGUGAUCCUCCAGCUGAAUCACAUGAAACGGACCGGGUCACUACCGGGGAUCCUUUCGCUGCGAAACUCCCACUGCCUUUCAAAAGUCGAAAAACUGAUGAACACUAUGUUGUACCGAUUUCACAAUAAUCGGGUGUUCUCGAUGGUAGCCAGCACUAUAUCCCAAAAGGAGGUUAACCGCAGGUACUUUGAGUCCAGCUUGUUCUAUACCCAGUUUCCCUAUGCCGGUCCCAACUUCAAUGAGCUAUGUCCUUUCACCGACGAAGAAAAACUGGUGGUCAAGGACUUACCUAUUGAUCUGCGCUAUGCCAAAAUUUUUGCAGAGUACGAAGAGUCUCAGCUGGAUUCCAAUUUAAAAAAAUCCCAUCGUCGUUCUGUAGAUCGCAAACGGCAAAAGCAUAUGGACAAGAUAAUCAAUCAAGAAAUGCUUGCGAAACGUAAAUUCUGCGAGGAUGUUAAAGAACGCAUGCAAAAAUGGAAGAUAUGGCUCUAACGUUAAUACUAAGCCUAGUAUUAAAAGAGACUUGAUAAUCUGCUGAGGACCUACAAAGUAAGCACAACCGAACCCUUUGGCAAUUUGGGAAGCUUGUACGAAAAAUAUGCCUUCGGAUAAAUUCAAGUCAAACAUAUCUUUAUACACCUUACAGAAUAUACUCCAAUGUUUAAUAA
This is a messenger RNA of Drosophila rhopaloa, 1258 nucleotides long. RefSeq lists its product as uncharacterized. The transcript is spliced from 5 exons. The coding region runs from base 141 to 1082 and encodes 313 amino acids. Lineage: Eukaryota; Metazoa; Arthropoda; Insecta; Diptera; Drosophilidae. Gene Ontology annotation, cellular component: spindle pole. The record is from RefSeq and is a predicted model, not a curated record. Gene Ontology annotation, molecular function: protein binding. Gene Ontology annotation, biological process: mitotic cell cycle; establishment of meiotic spindle localization; spindle organization.